This is a messenger RNA of Moneuplotes crassus, 1376 nucleotides long. The record is from the annotation of a GenBank genome assembly. NCBI's taxonomy places the organism in Eukaryota, Ciliophora, Spirotrichea, Euplotida, Euplotidae.
UAAAUGGCAACAAUCGGACCAUAUCAAUGCCUUAGAGUUAUUGGGAAAGGAGGUUUCUCAGUAGUUCUUCUAGGCCAGCAUCAGGAGACCGGUGAGCUUUGAGCUCUCAAGAUCAUGGACAAGAACCCUGAUCAUGAAGAAGCAAUGGACCAGCUUGUCCAGAAUGAGGUAGAUGUCAUGAAAACCAUUAGUCACCCAAAUGUGGUUAAUUUGUUAAACUAUUCAAUGAGUGAAAACUUGAUCAAGCCCAAUGGAGACAGCAAGGAAGUCUACUACUUAGCACUUGAAUUAGCCACUGGAGGAGAGCUCUUUGACUUUUUAGCAGAGACUGGCCCUUUUAGUGAAGAACUUACUAGAUAUUAUUUUAAACAACUGAUUACGACAUUUGCCUACCUGAAUGAAAAUGGAGUUAGCCAUAGAGAUCUUAAGCCUGAGAACAUCAUGUUCGACCAGGAUUACAAUUUGAAAAUAGCAGAUUUUGGGCUAUCCUCAGAUAAGGCUCUGAAUUUCUCAAAGAAGGGAACUCUGAAUUAUAUGGCCCCUGAAGUUUUAGAGGGUUGCGCAUACAACGGGCAUUGCGUAGACUUAUUUGCAAUCGGGAUUAUCACAUUUUUGAUAUAUUCAAAACAUCCGCCAUUUUUGAAAGCUGCCAACAAUGAUCAGUACUACAGGCUGCUGAUAGGUAACAGGCAGGACCUUUUCUGGGCUUUCCACUCUAAGAGUAAGGAAGAGGGAUACUAUUCAGAAAGUUUGAGAGAUCUUUUACAAUGGCUUUUCGCCUUCAAUCCAAUGGAACGCCCAUCGAUUUCUGAAAUUAUGUCUCAUGAGUGGUUCAAUGGGCCUGUUCCAACCCAUGACGAGGUGAAGGAGAUCAUUGAGCUUAAAAAGGCAGCUGUCUUAAAAGAGAACUAUCAACCAGACUCAGAGGUUCCUUUCUCAGGUUCAGAUCCAUCAACAGUGGGAAGUACGACCUGGAGAUCUUUCGGUGCCGAUGAAAAUAGUACAAGGAAGGCAGCUAUCUACAUGCCCGAGUUGAAGAGGUUCACCCAGUUCUUCUCCACUUCCGAAGCAGACAUACUCUUGGGCACCUUCGUCCUGUUCGCAGAGAAGAACGGAAAUGAGGUCAAAAUUGACAACGAUCAAUACAGCGCAACCAUGAAAAUUGCAAAGGAAGAGGAAGAUGAAGAUCCUGAGAUGGAGAUGGAGAUAAGAGUCAACGUACUCCAAGUCGAUGAGAAAGCUCCCAAAUAUUGAGUAGAAUUUGUCAAAGAAUCCGGAGAUAAGUUUGAGUUCAAUGAGCUAUACAAAGAUAUCAGGGAAUUCUUUGGAGGAUUAGCCAAUGCAAAAGAAUAAUUAGCAAUAUUUUAACUAUUUUU